UCUGGAGCAAUCUGGAGAUCUAGAGUUAACCUGCAAAUGUUACAGUUUGGUAGCUGCCGACACUUAUUAAUACGUUAAUGAGAAAAAAUAAUAUAAGAGAGUGAAAAACAUACUCUGACAGAUUAAGGAUUUAAGAAGUCAAGAAGAGAGAUUUAUCUUAUUAAUUAAAGAGAAAGAUUGACAAGAUGACAGAGAAUACUAAUAAUCCUUACGAUAUAAAUGGGCAACAUUUCAAUUCUGAUAUGUAUUUCCAAAAGCUAUUGAAGGAGUGUACAUUAAAGCAAAUUAUGGAUCAUGAAGCAGAGAUCAUAAAAAACACUCAAGCUUUACAUUCAGACAUGCAAACUUUGGUGUACGAAAAUUAUAAUAAGUUCAUAUCUGCUACCGACACUAUACGCAAGAUGAAGACUGAUUUCAAGGAAAUGGAGGAUAACAUGGAUCUCUUAGCAAAGAAUAUGGAAAGCAUCACUUCCUUUUCAGAGCAGAUCUCUUCAACUUUACAUGGAACUAGACAACAAAUUGCUAAACUGUCCUCUGUACACACUCUGUUGAAAAAAUUGCAGUUUCUUUUUAAGCUACCUGGCAAUCUUAAGGACAAAAUAAACGAAGAAAAAUAUACAGACGCAGUUCAAGAUUAUGUUCAUGCACAAAAAGUUUUAAAUCAAUAUAGCAAUAUGCCAUCCUUCCAAGGCAUUCAGAAAGACUGCGAGGACAUUUUGGAAGAACUGAAAUCUAAACUCAGAUUACAAUUUCAUAAGAGAGACGCUUCUACUAAGGCUUUAGCUGAAAAUAUAGAGCUUCUGCUACAAUUAAAGGAACCAGCUGAUUCAUUAUGCACUGAAUUCUUGAUACACGCUGAAGGAAGAUUAACCGAACAGUUAGAUAUUUUGAAAGAUAUGUGCGAAAACGACAUUAUAGAAUUCGUAGACAUGGCUUCUACGGGCUUUCUUAGUGAUUUAUGCCUGAUUGUAACUUCCUACAAUGACAUGUUCAUAAAUCGAUCAUUGAACGACAGUGAAUUAGUUGAUGACUUUGAAAUAAAAGCUGUGGAUCAUUUAAAUAAGUUUAUUGUGAGUAAUAUGAAAAAAUAUUUUGAUUUAAUGAGCAAAAGAGUGGAGGAUGUAGCUGACACGGCAAUUUUAGUAAGAGCUCUUGACAGAUUUUAUCGCAAGUUACAAGCGAUGAAUAUGUUGUCCAAGGAAACAGACUUUGCCAGAAUUGGCACUGAUCUUGUCGUAAACGCUGGUCGAAAACAAUGUCGCAACCAUUUGCAUAGUCUGAAGCAACACUUGAAUGAGAUUUUAGCAAAAGUAAGGCAGACUUUGGCUACUCAGGAAGGCGAAGGAAGCUUAACGGAACUUCAAGCUAUGCUUAUAAUGCCCACCAUAGAAAAAGUUAAAGGAGUUUUACAGGAUUUAUUGGUAUUUUUACAGCCGGACUUGUCAUUUAAUUUAAAAACACAAUUUUUGCAAAGUUUUUGCGUGGAUGAAGUGAGAGAAGGAUUAGUAAUCGGUUUUCUUCAUCAUCUCACAGCCACAGUAGCUGGAUUUUGUAAUGGAUCUGACAUACCCAAAUUUCCGCCCACCCUAUUACUUUUGCUUAGCAAAAUGUGCAUCGAGUAUAAGGAGAGCAACGUCCGUUAUCUGCUCACAACCAUUGACGAGCUUUUUAAAAUCGAUCAAUAUGCAUCUUCAGAAAAUAUCGUAACUCCCGGAUCAGAAAUGUGCGAUCGUUUUCAAGAAGCUGCUCAAAAUUUAUUGAAUCACUAUGUGCGAAUUCAGGGAUUAACAGUGUCCCAAAUGUUAAGGAAAUCCGUAGAGACCAGGGAUUGGUUGCACACAAUUGAACCUAGAACCGUGAGAGCUGUUAUGAAGAGAGUUGUUGAAGAUGUAACGAUCAUUGAAGCCAAAGUAUCCGCUUUAUACGGUGAUGAUGGUCAGGUCGAUAGAAGUAGUGACAGUAGUAGGAAGACUCAUAGUGUUAGCAUAUCUCGGCAACAUUACAGAUCAAAUUGGUCAUCCUAUACGCCUAGCCACAUCGAUUCUUCUCUAGUGACGAAUAUUCACAAAUUGUUUUCUGAACGAAUCGAAAUAUUUUCUUCUGUACAAUUCAACAAGGCAUCUAUUUUAACAGGAAUUAUCAAAAUAAGCUUGAAGACUUUCCUUGAAUGCGUAAGAUUGCGAACGUUCAGCAAGUAUGGUUUACAACAAAUCCAAGUGGACACUCAUUAUUUACAACUUUAUUUAUGGCAAUUUGUGUCAGAUGAAAAUGUGGUUCACUUUUUGCUGGACGAGAUUUUAGGUAGUGCAAUACAUAGAUGUCUGGAUCCUGUUUUAAUGGAGCCCAGUGUGGUGGAAAUUAUUUGUGAAAAACGUUAAAUAGUGAAUUACAACUUAUCUCGUACAAUCGCGUAGAGAAAUAUGUAAUAAAUGGUAAUAUAUAUAUAUAUGCAAUAUGUGAUUCAUAAAAAUGUGAAAUGAUAAUUAUAGUGACUACACUAUUUUAAUAUAUUUAUUAUGUAAUGUAUAAAAUCGUAAAAAUAACACAGUUAAGAAUUAAGGCUUAAAUUUAUAUCCACAAUAAGUUUACGGUUGCAUUUAUUAAAAUAUAAUAAAUCUCUUAUAAAAAAA
Wasmannia auropunctata (little fire ant) is the source of this 2630-nucleotide messenger RNA. It is a transcript of the gene Vps51, whose product is annotated as vacuolar protein sorting-associated protein 51 homolog. Bases 186 to 2378 code for a protein of 730 amino acids. The transcript has 11 exons. Lineage: Eukaryota; Metazoa; Arthropoda; Insecta; Hymenoptera; Formicidae. The record is from RefSeq and is a predicted model, not a curated record. Gene Ontology annotation, biological process: Golgi organization; endocytic recycling; retrograde transport, endosome to Golgi. Gene Ontology annotation, cellular component: membrane; GARP complex; EARP complex.